Molecule: messenger RNA, 7596 nt
Organism: Penaeus chinensis
Lineage: Eukaryota; Metazoa; Arthropoda; Malacostraca; Decapoda; Penaeidae
Product: low-density lipoprotein receptor-related protein-like
Exons: 51
Coding region: 10-7506 (2498 amino acids)
Molecular function (GO): protein binding; calcium ion binding
Source: RefSeq, a predicted model, not a curated record
GGCAGCGACAUGGCGGCGGGAGGACGGACGUUAGCGGCGGUCGGGUCCAGCAUGUUGUCUUGGAGGGCGGUUCUCCUUGUCUUGGCUCUGCAUGCGGGGUCAUCUCAGGGGCAAGGAGAUGAGGCCAACAGUGUCCGUACACGGAUGAUGCGUCCUUUCCGAAAUGCUGGCAAUGCGCCCAACGCCACCGCCACGAACACAACCACGGCCAGAGUUACAAGCAGCAGCACUCAAAUUCAGAUUACUACCGAGGCUUCUUUAACAGGACUGACCUCGACCUGCCAGCCGCCGCAGUUCGCGUGUGGCGACAGCUCGGGGACCUGCCUGCGGUCCUCCCAGCGCUGUGACGGCAGCGAGGACUGCCCGGACGGGUCGGACGAGCGCAACUGCAAUACGUGCGACGAGACCCGGAUGUUCCGCUGCUCAAACGGCCAAUGCAUCACCAAGUUCUGGAGAUGUGACGACGAUGUGGAUUGCUCCGACCACAGCGACGAGCAGGGAUGUCCAGUCACUGAGGAAAGCGCCUGCUCGAGUGGCUUCUUCGAGUGUGCGUCGGGCGAGUGCGUGCCAAGGUCGUGGGUGUGUGACGGAGAGAGCGACUGCGCGGACCACACGGACGAGACUACCUGCUCGUCUGCCCCCGUGACUUGUCAACCGAACCAGUUCAGAUGCAAAUCCGGUACCUGUAUUGCUGGCGCCUUCCGAUGCGAUGGAGAACUGGACUGUCCCGACGGCGAAGACGAGGCCCACUGCAGUAAUAUCCAGUGCAGCGAUUCCCCAGACCAUUACCAGUGCAAAAGCGGUGAAUGCAUUUCCAUCCAAGCGGUUUGCGACCAACAUGAAGACUGUCGGGAUGGUAGCGACGAGGGUGGUCUUUGCUCGGAGACGUGUAAGGUUACAGACUGCAUCCACCUGUGCAAAAUGACCCCACAGGGACCCCACUGUAUGUGCAAAGAAGGCUAUGCACGAAAUACGUCUACUAAUGGAUGUGUAGAUGUGAACGAGUGUGCUGCCAACGUCUCUGUCUGUGAUCACUUCUGCCAAAAUACGGUCGGCGGCUUCAAUUGCUCCUGUACAGAGGACUAUAUGCUGCAGGCUGACAGGAAAUCCUGCAAAACUACAAUACAAGGAGAUGCUCUGCUUUUCAUGGCACAAGGAAAUGACGUGAGGAUGUUGGAUCUGGGCCUUACACUCUAUUCGCAGAUCUACGCAGGCUUUGCUCAGAGUAUAGCCAUUGCGUAUGAUCCGAUUGACGACAUGGUGUACUGGAGUACUGAUCAGGGCGUCUUCAGGAUAUCUCGUAGGGGCGGUUCUAUCCCGUCUAUCGUAGUCAACGAAGCGGUCACGGUGGAUGGGUCAGGUCGAACAGUCCUCAUCUCGGAGGGCGUGAGGUGGCCCAAUGGACUGUGGAUAGAUGCUCCAGCUCGAAGGAUCUACAUAGCGGAUGCACAUACCAACGAGGUCUUCCAUGUGAACUAUAAUGGGACCGAUCGAAAGCACCUUGCGGAGGCGGCAGUGGAUCACCCGUUUGCAAUCGCUGUGUGGCAGGAGCGCCUGUACUGGAGCGACUGGGAGCACGACCACAUAAGGUCUUGUCUGAAGCGCACCGGAAAACAGACGAAGCUGCUUGUCAAGGGAACCCACAACAACUUCUUCGGACUGGCUCUCUAUCACCCGGCAAUGAUGCGACUGAUCGCCAACCCUUGCUCGUAUGGCCAGUGCAGUCACCUGUGCUUGCUGUCCCCGCUGGCGGUCAGUGGAUACACCUGCGCGUGUCCGGCCGAGAUGGAGCUGGCGCCCGAUGGCCGCACUUGUAUCGACAACCCUAACCGCACGUACCCAUUCAUCGCGGACGGAAACAAGAUCUACAAGCUGUCGCCGCGCCUCCAUGGCCACAGUACCUUCGGCGCUUGGACCCCCGGGGUGCCGCUCAAGUGGAUUGGGGGCCUUUCGUACGACCCCAUUCAGGACACUGUGAUUGUGAGCGACGUUUGGGGAGGAAGUAUCUACAGCGUCAACAGGGAGACAGGAGUCACGGUGCCCAUUGUACAGGGCGUAUCUCGGGCAAUUAGCGUGGCUGUCGACUGGCUGCGCAGGAACGUGUACUGGAUCGACGGCACGAAGGCAGCCGUGGAGGUGGUGCGUGAAGACGGCGCUUUCCGCACGGAGCUCCUGAAGGCGAUGCCGCACCUGACGAGCAUCACCUUAGCUCCCCUCCUCGGGUUUAUGUACGUGAGCGACGCCAGUGCUGAGCCGUUCAUCAUGCGCUGCGGUUUGGACGCCAAGUCCUGCGACAAGAUCGUCACAGGCGACCUCGUCCAGCCUAUGUCGAUUACCUUUGAGACGAAUCCAGAUAUCAAACGCCUGUACUGGUGUGACCGCGCCCUGGGACGUAUCGAGAGCGUGGCCGAAGACGGAACGGACCGACGGGUGUUCAUGGAAAACGUGAAAAGCCCCGUCUCGGUCCUGGUGACUCGCUCGCACAUCAUGUGGUCUGAGGAACGGACUUCUCUCGUCUACUCCGCUUCCAAGUUGGAUAAUAGUUCUGUGCGGAUGAUGUCUCUUGAUUUGGGCAUUCCGGAAAAUGGAGAACGUUCCCUGAAGAUCCUGGAAGUCGGAUGGAAAAUUCCCGAGCAACUAGCAGUGACGAACCACCCGUGCCUGCAGAGUAACGAGAGCUGUAGUCAGUUGUGCCUGGGAGACAAUUUCAGCGAAAAGGUGUGCGCUUGCAGUUUUGGCUACAAACUCCAGGUGGACAGAAGAACGUGUGAAUCCGUUCAGUGUAACGACAUCCAGUUUCACUGUUUCCGAUCGCGCACUUGUAUUCCUCGUUCAUGGAAAUGUGACUUGACCCCAGACUGCAAAGACGGCGAAGAUGAAGAGGACUGUAAGGAGUCACAGACGUGCAAGGAGACGGAGUUCCAGUGCUCUACGGGUUCAUGCAUUAACAAGCUGUGGACGUGUGACGGUGUGCACGAUUGCGAGGAUGGCUCUGACGAGAAACUCGACGAAUGCAUGAAUGUGACGUGUAGCAGCGUACACUGGAAAUGCAAGUCAGGCAUGUGCAUUCCGAAGAUGUGGGUUUGUGACCAAGAGAAGGAGUGUGACGAUGGAUCAGACGAGACGGAGUGCGUUACCUCCUGCCCGGACCACAAGGUCGCUUGUAGAGAUGGAAAAUGUGUUCCGAAGGUGUGGAAAUGUGACGGCGAUAAGGACUGCCUGGACGGAAGUGAUGAGGAAAAUUGCCCGGUGGAGUGUGCGAGCAGUGAGUUCACCUGCAGCAACAAAAACUGCGUACCCCACGAUGCCAAGUGCGAUGGCGAGGAUGACUGUGGCGACGGCUCUGAUGAGGCACUCCCUUGGUGCCCGCCCAAGGACCCUCCUGUGACGUGCCCCACCGGCCAGAUUUUGUGUGAACGCCACGACGUUUCGUCCCCGCGUGUCUGUAUACAACUGGAUAACGUAUGCAACGGGGUUCAGGACUGCCCCUUAGGGGAAGACGAGGACUGUGAUAGCUGCGCCCGCCACGAAUUUAGCUGCUUAUCACGUGGCUGCAUCCCAAGAGGAUGGAUGUGUGAUGGGGAAGAGGACUGCACUGACGGCUCCGACGAGAGCCAGGCUGCCGGUUGCCUGUUCGCACAAGGCAAUGAGACCGUCGAUGUAAGCCUGGAUGGUAGCGAUGGUAAGGCAGCUCCAAUGCCAGUCUGUGGAACACAGGAGUUCGAGUGUGGGAUUGGCGGCUGCAUAGCGUCGAGUCUCGUGUGUGAUGGCUCGGCGGAUUGUCCUGAUGGCUCUGAUGAAGGCAGCUUGUGCGCAAAGAGCUGCCAGGGUAAUGGCGGGUGCCAACACACAUGCAAGGAAGGCCCAAAAAAUCGCAUUUGCUCUUGCUGGAAAGGAUUCCAACUCGCCGAGGAUCAGAUGAGCUGCAUUGAUGUGAAGGAAUGCGAUGACGAGGCCACCUGUAGCCAAAAGUGUGAGGAAAGACAUGGCUACCACUUGUGUUCCUGUCUACCCGGCUAUACUCUUAGACCCGACAGACGCUCUUGCAAACCAACAGGUGGCGAGGAAUAUGUGGUCUUGGUGCAUCCUGGGUCCGUCCUGAAUAUGUCCCAUACCUUCCAUCUUACUGAGAAAGUGAUAAUGCCCCUUCAUGUUCAGUUUUCGUCUCUUGAGUUAGCGCCCGAGUCCCAUCAUUUUGUUUAUGCUGACAAGGCCCAUGGAAUGAUCGGGAAGAUGAGCAUGGACGGCGAAGUGACCAUACUCUUCCAGCACAGAAAGCGUCCUCAGGGUCUCUCCUUGGACCCCAUUACCAACAGCGUUUAUUUCUCAGAAGAGUUCAGUAAAGCUGAGGUUGUGGAUGAUGGCUUGAGCAGAGAGCGCAGGGAGUCGAGCGCUCCUGGGUCUUAUUCUGUGAUAAUGGUCUGUGGGAUGGAGGGCGACAAAGAUUGCAGCAUCGUGUACCAAGCACAUGGCGAAGAGAUCCCGGCAAUACGCGUUGCCCCCAUGUCAAGACGACUCUUCUUCUGCGCCAACAACAUCGCGCAGGACGAAGCAAAAAUUCUCACCUCUGACAUGGAUGGCACGUCGGCUAGAAUUCUCAGUCAUAAGGUUGUGAAGUGCGGGGACUUGGCAGUGGAUGAGGCGAAAGAGCGAGUCUACUGGACUGAUCUCUCCCGUAACGUUGUCGAGUCCAUCAAAUGGUCAGGCGAAGGCCAUCGUGUUGUAGAGGAAAAUGUGCACACGCCAGUUGGCCUAGCCUUGACUGAAGACUGGGUGCUGUGGAUGGACACGCACCAGCACCAGAUAGUCAAGUGUAACAAGUACAAGAUGGGCAUGUGCGAAUACCACACCAUGGGCACAGCUGGCUUAGCUUUGACUGUUCAGCAGCGUUUAAGAAUGGAGAGUUCAUUGAUUGGAGACUGCAAAGUAAAGAACUGCACCCACCACUGCAUGAUUCAAAUGGACAAAAAGGCCAGCUGUAUGUGCAAAGUUGGCUACGUCUCUGCACCCAGCCGUCCUAACGAGUGUGUCAAGAUGAAAUCCUGCGACCACAGCCCGUGUCAAGGCAAAGGUAUAUGCGAGUCGCACUCCGACACAGAAUUCAUUUGCAGGUGUCCUGAAGACCGAGAAGGGUCUCUGUGCGAGGUGGCCAAGACGCCCACAGCAGACAGCAGCGACAGCAGUAGCGGCGCAACCUUAGGCGUGUGCCUCUUCCUUAUCAUCUUCGGUGCCCUCAUCUUUGGGCUUUACUGGUAUCGAAAGCGACCUUUCCCCUUUUGGAAGGGAAAAGGAGGGCAACUCCGCAAGAGAUGCUUCAAAGCCAAUCAGACCCUACGCUUCGCCAACCCGGGUUUUGGCAUCAUUUCCCCCACCGCUGUGCCCAACGGAAACGCAACGGCCAGCACCAACACCAUCCCCUCGACCCCGCCUGGCUUGCGAGGUUCUCACAACUUCGAAAACCCUUUCUUUAAAACGGAUGACCACGUGCCGGACACGAGUGCUGACUCGGCCAUAGUGAGUACAGCCGACUCGACCUCCAUCAACAUCGCUCCCCAUCAGGUGGAUCUUACUACGCCACAGAACGUACUGAAGCCACCAGUAGAGAAGAAGGUCGAUUGGGAUCUCUCUCCUUUCCAGCCCUUGCAGCAUCCCGUUUGUAGAUACCUACAAGGAAAACCACGUGAGCAAGUUCCCAAAGAACCUUUCCUGAACCCUCGCCCGCACCGGCGGGACCACAAUGGUAAGGUAUUGACAGGGCCACUCCCAGAGAGCUGCACCAGCACGGCCUUGCCAAGUGGACCACGCCGAGCCGGGGGACACAGAGGCGGCGAAGGAAAGCCUGGCCGCCUCAUCCAACCUGGACCAAAGAACUGCGCCAUGCUGAAGACAGCAGCAGCCUGCUGGUGGGUGUGGGGGGCGGCAGGAGACUCGCUGGUGUCUUUCUGCAUCUGCCUGUGGUGGCACAUGAAGCCGGCCACCAGCACCGAAAUCACCGUGCACAUUGCUAGCAGUACAAACAGAGCGGAGAAACCGGGCGCCGACCGUAACGCCUUCUUCCCUGGCGGGUGUGAACUCCAGGUCGGCCUCGGAGAUCACCUGGUAGUCGGUAGUGACGCCGAUAUCGGGGGAGCGUUGGUGGCGAUCGAGAACGAGGUCGCGACGACGGCGGCGGAGGUUCCUCGGGCCCCAUGGGAAGUCCCCGGCGUUCGGCAGUUCGAUAGUUUCGCUGCCAUUGAGGGGCGAGCCGUUAAGGUACUCCUGCGCCGACUGCUCGUCCGGGAUGAUCAGGGGGCCCUUGUAGUAUGGGCUGUUCUUGUUGAUCAUGGGGUUAUUCUGGCUACCGGGACGCGCUUUUCUGGGGUUGACCGCAGAUCCUUGGCUCGCAAUAGGCUGCUGCUGGAAUUGCGGCUGUUGCUGGAACUGCUGUUGCUGGAAUUGCGGUUGCUGUUGGCUGUAGUCGCCGAUGGGAUUGCCUGCGGUCGGCUUCUGGCAGUGGUCGGGGCAGCCGAAGCGACAGAUCUCCACCUUGCAGCGGAUGUGGACGGCCAUCGAGUCCGGGAACUUGAAGGCGUGGAAGUGGGCGUAGGUGAGCACGGUGGCGCGGCCGUCGUUGUUCCGAAGCUUCAUGAACUUGGAGAUCAUCUUGGGGCGGAGGACGCAGCCGUGCUCGUCGCUCAGGUAGAUGGGCGCGUUGGUGCCGUCGGAGGCCUCGCACGACUUCACGCUCUCUUUUUAAUAAUCAUGCUGAUAAUUUCAUAUGCUGAAGACUGCAAAGUAAAGAACUGCACCCACCACUGCAUGAUUCAAAUGGACAAAAAGGCCAGCUGUAUGUGCAAAGUUGGCUACGUCUCUGCACCCAGCCGUCCUAACGAGUGUGUCAAGAUGAAAUCCUGCGACCACAGCCCGUGUCAAGGCAAAGGUAUAUGCGAGUCGCACUCCGACACAGAAUUCAUUUGCAGGUGUCCUGAAGACCGAGAAGGGUCCCUGUGCGAGGUGGCCAAGACGCCCACAGCAGACAGCAGCGACAGCAGUAGCGGCGCAACCUUAGGCGUGUGCCUCUUCCUCAUCAUCUUCGGUGCCCUCAUCUUUGGGCUUUACUGGUAUCGAAAGCGACCUUUCCCCUUUUGGAAGGGAAAAGGAGGGCAACUCCGCAAGAGAUGCUUCAAAGCCAAUCAGACCCUACGCUUCGCCAACCCGGGUUUUGGCAUCAUUUCCCCCACCGCUGUGCCCAACGGAAACGCGACGGCCAGCACCAACACCAUCCCCUCGACCCCGCCUGGCUUGCGAGGUUCUCACAACUUCGAAAACCCUUUCUUUAAAACGGAUGACCACGUGCCGGACACGAGUGCUGACUCGGCCAUAGUGAGUACAGCCGACUCGACCUCCAUCAACAUCGCUCCCCAUCAGGUGGAUCUUACUACGCCACAGAACGUACUGAAGCCACCAGUAGAGAAGAAGGUCGAUUGGGAUCUCUCUCCUUUCCAGCCCUUGCAGCAUCCCGUGUGAGGCAAUGCAUUGGAAUAGAUCAAUUGAUUUCGAUGCACUUGUUAUAAUUGUUGUUUAAUGUUAUAGGCUAAUAUAUAUCUUUCUAAACUA